This is a messenger RNA of Coniophora puteana RWD-64-598 SS2, 1221 nucleotides long. RefSeq names its product alcohol dehydrogenase. NCBI's taxonomy places the organism in Eukaryota, Fungi, Basidiomycota, Agaricomycetes, Boletales, Coniophoraceae. Bases 104 to 1126 code for a protein of 340 amino acids. The transcript is spliced from 11 exons. The record is from RefSeq and is a predicted model, not a curated record. Gene Ontology annotation, molecular function: oxidoreductase activity, acting on the CH-CH group of donors, NAD or NADP as acceptor.
CUGUUCGCGAACCUGCACCAGUCUGUCCAAGUAUAAAGGCAGAGUGAACGAUCAAGGACGUCAGAAAAGAGAAUUUACAUCCUAAGCACUUAUUUCAUCUAACAUGUCUCCCGUCACAAACGGCCAAGUCAUCUUCAACGAAGCUCCGGCUCCAGGUCCCCUUGUCCCGGGGAAGAGUGGCAUGAUCUACAAGGAGGAUAGCAUCGACAUCGACACUGUUGCUCUUGAUGGCGGCUUCCUAGUAAAGGUCCUCUACCUCUCUAUUGAUCCUGUCAUUCUUGGUCGCCUGGGUGGGCCGCCGGGAUGGGGUUAUGUAGCUGGGAAGCCGAUCCUCAACUAUGGACUCGGCCGUGUAUUGCGCUCUGAACACGCUUCCUUCAAAGCUGGUGACCUCGUUUAUGGCUUGAUGAACUUUGAGGAGUAUACUGUCUAUCCUGUUGCACAAGCUGGGCAAUUCUCCGUGGUCGAUAACAGCAUCCCCCUCGUCGCUUGGCUUGGUCCCGUAGGACUAGCUGGUGAAAGCGCAUAUUACGGGUGGAAGGAACACGUACCUUCAACAGUCAAGGGAAAGGUCUGCUUCGUUAGCUCUGGAGCGGGUGGCGUUGGCUCCAUGGUCAUUCAACUCGCGAAGCGCGAUGGGAUGAAAGUGAUCGCUUCUGCCGGGUCCGAGGAGAAAGUUGCCAUUAUGAAACAGCUUGGCGCUGACGUCGCAUUCAACUACAAGACUACCGCUACCAAGGAUAUCCUGGCAAAGGAGGGACCUAUUGACGUGUAUUGGGACAACGUUGGUGGAGAGACCCUUGAGGCAGCCAUUGACGCUGCUGCGCCGUUUGCGCAUUUCAUCGAAUGUGGCAUGGUCUCUGGCUACGACGGUCAGGCCUAUGGGAUUAAGAACUUAUUCCUCACGAUCCCCAAGUCGAUCCAGAUCCACGGGUUUGUCGUCGUGUACCUCGCCAGCAAAUGGGGCGCCGAGUUCAGGGAGACCAUUCCCAAGUUAAUUGCCAGUGGUGAGAUCAAAUACAACAUAGAAGUCGUCAAGGGCUUGGAGAAGGCAGAGGAGGUAUUCAUUGGCCAAUUGUCGGGCAAGGUCACUGGUAAGCCCGUCAUUCAGGUUGGGGCGGAGUAGAGCUGCCAGAGGGCCAUUAGGACACUUUUGAGCUUGUAAGUCCCCAAGAUUGUUAUUUACUUUAAGCAUGUAUGAAUAUAACGCUGCCAUCCCUC